Messenger RNA from Nerophis ophidion (straightnose pipefish), 3559 nucleotides. It is a transcript of the gene g3bp2a, whose product is annotated as G3BP stress granule assembly factor 2a. The record is from RefSeq and is a predicted model, not a curated record. The transcript has 13 exons. Gene Ontology annotation, cellular component: cytosol; ribonucleoprotein complex. Gene Ontology annotation, molecular function: mRNA binding. Lineage: Eukaryota; Metazoa; Chordata; Actinopteri; Syngnathiformes; Syngnathidae. The coding region runs from base 188 to 1711 and encodes 507 amino acids.
GGUAUAACAAUAAAUCGAAGCUACCCCUUUAAGAUUCAAUCUCUGAUAAGAGAUAGCGUGCUCAUACCAGGUCGACGACGAACACCUGCAUUAUUAUUGUUAUUAUCAUCAUUAUUAUUAGUAAUAUAAACCAUUCCGUCUGCGUAGAUUGGUCGUCCGAAAGCACUUAAUAUUGUUUACCAAAGAAAUGGUGAUGGAGAAGCCAAGUCCCCUGCUAGUAGGGCGGGAGUUUGUGAGGCAGUAUUACACACUGUUGAACAAGGCGCCAGACUUCCUGCACAGGUUCUACGGGAGGAGUUCUUCCUAUGUGCACGGCGGCCUCGACGCCAGUGGAAAGCUGGCUGAAGCAGUGUACGGCCAAACGGAAAUCCACAAGAAGGUCAUGUCCCUGCAGUUCAGCGAGUGCCACACAAAGAUCCGGCACGUGGACGCCCACGCUACGCUCAGCGACGGCGUGGUGGUGCAGGUCCUCGGAGAGCUGUCCAACAACGGCCAGCCCAUGAGGAAGUUCAUGCAGACGUUUGUGCUGGCCCCAGAGGGUUCGGUGGCCAACAAGUUCUACGUACACAAUGACAUCUUCCGCUACGAGGACGAGGUUUUUUGUGACUCAGAAGCGGAACUUGAUGAAGAAUCAGAAGAGGAAGUUGAGGAGGAGCCAGAAGAGAGGCCGGCAUCCCCCGAGCCUCUUCAGGAGAGUCCCAACAGCGCCACCUACUACGAGCCUCACCCCGUCGCUAACGGAGUGGAGGAGCCCAUGGAGGAACCUGCCCCGGAACCAGAAAUGGAACCCGAGCCUGAGCCCAAAGUUGAGGAAAUAAAGUCUGAAGUCGAGGAGAAAGCUCUGGAAGAAAUGGAGGAAAAAGCUCCCUCGCCGGUCCUCGUGGAGUCGCCACCUAAUGCCCAGGAGCCGCCUAAGACCUUCUCUUGGGCCACAGUGACCAGUAAACACCUUCCUCCUUCGGGCACCACCUCUGGUAUCUCACCCCAUGUUGUUAAAGCGCCAAGUUCCCAGCCUCGAACUGAGGCCAAGCCAGAGACGCAAGCAGCGCCGCUAAGACCCCGAGACCAGCGUCCCAGAGACAGACCGACCUUUUCCCCACGUCCACCCCGAUCAGAUGGCAUGCCAUCCUCUGAGGCACAAACAGGGAAACCACAUUUAAGUUUUGUCAACAAAGGCGGUCGUGGUGAUGCUGAUUCGGGUGAAAUGGACACAAGGCGAUCUGUACGCUACCCUGACAGCCACCAGCUCUUUGUAGGCAACCUCCCGCAUGACAUUGACGAGCUGGAGCUCCGAGACUUCUUCAUGACUUAUGGAAAUGUUGUCGAGUUGCGGAUCAACACCAAGGCCGUCGGCGGGAAGCUUCCUAACUUUGGAUUUGUGGUCUUUGACGACUCUGACCCCGUGCACAAGAUCCUGGGGGCCAAGGUAGAAGGGCCCAUCAUGUUCCGUGGAGAAGUGCGUCUGAACGUGGAGGAGAAGAAGAAUAGGGUGAUGCGCGAGCGUGAGAUCCGCGGAGACGAUCGGCGGGACAUGAGGCGCAACGACCGAGGCCUGGGAGGCCCGCGAGGCAUCGUGGGAAGCGGCAUGAUGCGAGAGCGCGACGGGAGGGGCCCGCCCCCUCGAGGCGGCAUGGCGCCCAAACCGGGCAUGGGCUCCGGAAGGGGCUCCGGAGGCCCGGUCGAAGGCCGCUACGCCGCCACGCGUCGCUGAAAACGCGGCGCCACCUGCAACGUGGAAGUAGUAACGUGUUCAUCUUCAACCGUUCUACAUGUAUAAACGUAUAUUUGGGUUUUUUGGUUCAGUUUUUGGUUCUUUUUUGUUUGUUGCUUUUGGAAUGUGACACAGCCUGUCGAGCGUUUGAAGUAGACGAACAACUACACAAAAAUGUCGCUUAUCAGUUGUGAGCCGAGGAUCCCUUUUUUUUGGUAUCUCAAGAAAUCACAAACUUUAAUUUGUAAAUUAGCGGAAAACCCAACCAGGAGUAAUCGACUACCUUUGUAGGAGGGACUGAGAGACUACCACUAAACAGCCCAGUAUUUGGACAAGAGAUUAUAUAGAGAGAGAAAUAUGCCUUGACUUAAGUGGUAAAUCCUUCUAUUGCACAUUUUCUAUCUGCCCGUCACUGUUGAGAAACAGCAAGAUGCAAACGUUCCAAAGGGGAGAGGCCUGUCUUUUUUUUUGUUUGUUUUUCUCCCCCGAGAGACCAUUGCUUCAAAUGUAUUGCAUAACGCACUCACCAAUAUGCACUCAUGGGUACUUUUUUUUUUUGUGUGUGUGGUGUUCCAUUGACAAGCUGAAGACGUAACGGGGCAGGCCUCGCUCACAGCCGCAAACUUUUGCUGUUGUACUUUUUCAACUCAAACUUCAAUUAUCGGCGCUGGAUGGACAAGAGGACUCGACCUUGAUGAACAUAACGAUCCUGGAUUUUUUUUAAAUAUUUUUCUCUCUCCACCAAACAAAUGACAGUGUGUGUGUGUGUGCUGCGAGGAUAAAGUUGACAUCGACGGCGGCUCGGUUCUCCCUCUCCCGUCUGUCUUCACAAUGUGAAAGCGACAGAAUAAAUGUACAGCAAAGUUUACUUUAUCGCGUUUCCUCUUCACUCGGUUGAAAUGAAAAAAAAAAAAAAAAAAAAAAGGUGCCUUCUACUUUCUCUUUCUCUUUCCUAUAGCGACUUCAUUUUGGAUAAUACAAAAGUUGCAGUAUUUACAAGGAUUCAACUUUUCCCCCCGUGACUUUGUUGUGUUUGCUCCUAUCUGGCCCGAAAAGGUACAUUCAAAGCUGUGAUAGCGCCACCAUUCAGAACCAAACCAUCUUUUUAAUGUUCCUUUUUUUUGUUUUCCAAAUACAGUUUUGUAACGCGUGUGUGAUGGGGCUGGCUGUGUUUGCAGCCGACUUGACUCGGCAAAUACUUUUAUCAACUUUCUAGCUGUCGGUGCAUAUGUAUUUUUCAUAUUGCUGGUUAUUCAUUGUGCAUAAAAUAUAAUUGUUUUUGUUGCUUUUGGCUGGGAAGAACAGUGAGAUUUUUGUUUUUGUUUGAAUCUUGCACUGAAAAGGGGAAAGUAAUGUAGCAACUUUAUUUUCCUGGAUAAAUGCGCUAAUGAGGUCUUCCUUAUCUGGUGGUAUAUUGCACUAUUUUCCAAACAUUUCUGGGACAAUCUCUUUUUUGCCGCUCGGAACACGGUCUCCUCCCAAAUUAACUGUAAUAAUCUGCAUAUUUUUCCACACGUGAGCUAGUUUUGAUAAAUGCUUUUCCUUUUUUAUGAGCAUAUGUGACAGCUCAGUUUGUCAUGUUUGAAAGUGGAUUUUUUUUUUUUUUUUUUUUAAUCACAAUAAUCUGUAAAUUUGUUAUUUUAUUCCUCCCCGAUUGAGAUCGCAGUCGGCUGGUGAAUGAUUCCAGUCUUUUUUUUUUUUUUUCUUCAACGGAAAUAGAAGUUUACUGUGUUGGCUGCCAUCGUUUAGUUGUUGCUCUAGUAUACAACAGUUUGCAGGUGUAUGAUUUUUCUUUUGUUUUUCCAUUUUGAAUGUCAGACCUAAUAAACUACUGAUAUCACAGCGCCA